CUCCCGCGCGCAUGUCCGCUCGCCUUCCUCGCGGUCACGUGCUGCGCUGCUGCCGGGACGCUCACCGCACAUAUACAUAGAGCCGACGCUGUCCGUCGGCCUUCUUCGGUGUCCUUUCGCUCCUGCUGCACGCCAAGGCGGGAUAAAGAAGAAGCCGUUCCAUUUUCCUCAGCGGCGGAAGCAGAUCGGAGAAGGGGAAAACCUUCCCCUCGCUUCAUACCUCCCUCUGCCGGUGGAUUCCUCCGCCUUUCCGCUCUGCCUGAAGUAGUUCGGUGGCCGUCAGACCCUUCCUUCGCGCCGCUUCUGUCCCAUUGCGGCGGCUGCUUUCGGCCCCUCGGUGGCCAUGGGGCUCCUGUCGCAGGGCUCCCCGCUGAGCUGGGAGGAGACGCAGAAGCACGCGGAGCACGUGCGCAAACACGGCAUCCUCCAGUUCUUGCACAUCUACCGAGCCGUGAGGGAGAGGCACAAGGACGUGCUCAAGUGGGGGGAUGAGGUGGAAUACAUGUUGGUAGCUUUUGACCAUGAGAAGAAGAGAGCUCAGUUGUCUUUAACUGGAGAACAAGUUCUUCAUACUUUGCAAGAAAAAGGUGAAAGAGUAAAUCCUAACCAUCCAACUCUGUGGAGGCCAGAAUAUGGAAGCUAUAUGAUUGAGGGGACUCCCGGACAGCCUUAUGGAGGAACAAUGUCUGAAUUUAACACUGUGCAAGACAAUAUGAGGAAACGGCGUCAGGAAGCUGCUUCUGUUCUGAAAGAAAACGAAGCUCUCUGCACUGUCACGUCAUUCCCAAGAUUAGGAUGUCCAGGAUUUACGAUACCAGAGUGCUACCCAACACCUGUUGAGAUGGGAGCAUCUAAGUCUCUCUUCUUCCCAGAUGAAGCCAUUAACAAACAUCCCAGAUUUAGUACCUUAACAAGAAACAUUCGGCACAGAAGAGGAGAAAAAGUAGUGAUAAACGUACCAAUAUUUAGGGACAAGAAUACUCCAUCACCAUUCAUAGAAACAUUCCCUAGUGAUGACGGUGAAGCGGCAAGAGCAGCCAAGCCUGAUCAUGUGUAUAUGGAUGCCAUGGGAUUUGGAAUGGGCAAUUGCUGCCUUCAGGUAACAUUCCAGGCUUGCAGUAUUUCUGAAGCAAGAUAUCUUUAUGAUCAGCUAGCUACCAUCUGCCCCAUUGUGAUGGCUCUAAGUGCUGCUGCUCCAUUCUACAGAAGCUAUGUGACUGAUAUUGAUUGCCGUUGGGGAGUAAUAUCUGCAUCGGUAGACGAUAGGACACGAGAGGAGAGGGGAUUAGAGCCACUGAAGAACAACCGUUACAGAAUCAAUAAAUCCAGAUAUGAUUCCAUAGAUAGUUACCUCUCUGAGUGUGGUGAAAAGUACAAUGACAUUGAUUUGACAAUAGAUAAAGAAAUCUAUGACCACUUAGUCAAUGAAGGCAUAGACCAUCUUUUGGCACAGCAUAUUGCUCACUUAUUUAUUCGAGAUCCAUUGACUUUAUUUGAAGAGAAAAUUCAUCUGGAUGAUGCAAAUGAAUCUGAUCAUUUUGAGAAUAUUCAGUCAACAAACUGGCAGACUAUGAGAUUUAAGCCCCCACCUCCAAAUUCAGAUAUUGGAUGGAGAGUUGAGUUCAGACCAAUGGAGGUCCAGUUAACAGACUUUGAAAAUUCUGCCUAUGUUGUAUUUGUGGUGCUGCUGACCAGAGUCAUUCUUUCAUACAAACUGGACUUCCUGAUUCCUUUGUCCAAGGUGGAUGAAAACAUGAAAGAAGCUCAGAAACGGGAUGCUGUCCGGCAGGGCAUGUUUUAUUUCAGGAAAGACAUUAGUAAAGGUGGCAAUGCUGUAUUCGAUGGGUGUGGCCCAGCCCAAAAUGGUACAGAAACGGAUGCGGAAGAGUAUACCUUAAUGAGCAUUGAUACAAUAAUCAAUGGCAAGGAGGGUGUGUUUCCUGGCUUAAUUCCUGUUUUAAACUCUUACCUUGAAAACAUGGAAGUGGAUGUGGAUACAAGAUGCAGCAUUCUGAAUUACUUAAAACUGAUAAAGAAGAGAGCAUCAGGAGAACUGAUGACAGCCGCUCGAUGGAUGCGAGAGUUCAUUGCAAACCACCCAGAUUACAAGCAAGAUAGUGUGAUCACGGAGGAAAUGAAUUACAGCCUGAUUUGGCGAUGCAAUCAGAUUGCACAAGAGGAAGUGGAGUGCCCUGAGCUGCUUGGUGCCUGCGUUAACAAAGUCAAAUAUACUGGGACUAAAACCAGCACCUUUUGAUGGAAGGCUUUCAUCCAGGGUGGGAGGUUCAAAACAUUCUCUGCUGAAGCACUAGUGACCGUACUGUGAAAUACUUGCAAUUUCUUAGUGUGAAGACCAAAAAUGGUUCUUCUGUAUUACACGAUGGGCCAAUCUCCCUGAAUAGUCUUUUAAAGCUUCCUCAAAUAGGCAUAUUCUUAUAUUUAAGGUUUAUACUGUGUACAUGUAAAUAGUAAAAUAUUUUUUUGAUUUAACAUCAGCAGAUUUUAAUAACAUACUGAAAAGUCAUUGUGAAACCAGCCUGUAACUUUUUUAUAUGCUUAUUCUGGGGUGGGGUAGGGGGAAGUGGCACAGCUUUGUAAAGGUACUGUAAUGGCACUUGUAUAUUUUCAGCAUUCCAGACUUUGAAUGGUUACUCUGACUUUUGUUAUCUGAAAUGCACUAAAGAAUUUACUACGUUUUAAAGAAGAAAUUCAGUCCCUGAUUCACAUUUCGCCCCCUGCUAUGAGGAUCUGAUGCAGUUAAAAUCUUAGUAUAGUCCCUGUCAGAAGUCUCAUAGGAAUCAGAUUUGCAGCCAAGAAGCCUGCUACAGAAACUCGGAUUAAAGUAGAUUUUCAUGUCUGCUAUCAAUGGGAUGGAAUUAUCUUGAAUUCAAAAGAACUGAUUGGCUGUAUUGGACAGUAGCCAGCAUAUUCCUGCACUGCUUGUUUUUGUCCUUGCUCUAAAUCUGUCACCUUCAUUUUACCUGAUCAGCUCAAUGGCAUGAUGCAAUAUAUGUACUUGAUUUCUGACAGCUGGAGUCUUUAAGGUAGGUUUCUCCCUUGGGUGCAGGGAAAUGCAGUGAGAUUUCAAGGGGAAAUAAUUCUUAAUGUCACCACAUCCUUUUUGUAGUCAAAACAGAUAAUGUACUAUCUUUGUUAAGUGAUCAUGAAUCCAGUGGGCUUCUUCAGUCUUUUUUCUAAGUCUCCCCCCCCCCCCCCCCCCGCUUCAUGUAAAAGUCUAUGUCUCAUAUUUAGUCAGCUAGAAGAUUCUUCCCUGAUUAUGAGAUGAGCAGACAGGUAUUUUUCCCUCCACUGCACUGUAACGAGACAGUAAAUAACUAUGGAGUCCACACCAAGGUGUCUAUGGGCAUAGAAGCCAGAAUAAUGCAUUAUCUCCCACACAAUAAAAAUUGGGAAUUUCUAUUCAGCUACAUUUCUGUCUGGGCCCAAGUCAGCUUGAGUGUUGCACAAAACUAAGAGACCAAACAAACUGUAGGAGAAUAAGCAGUGUACCAAUAGCAGAAAAGGAGGAUGGUAAAUUAGAAGUGAGAUUAUUUUUGUUUUUUCUUGUGACACAAUGAAAUGUUCCCCUUAUUUUCUAGAAGCUAUAUCUUCUCUAGUAUAUAACCAUUUCUAGAGGAAUCAUGAAUUCACUAAUCUUUCUGUGAAUCAGGAGCCUGGAGUUUAAAAGAAUUGUAAAACCAAGACAAUUGCUGCAAUUGUACAUAUAACCUGAGGUUUAGGAGGCUUUUAAAUAUUAGCUGCUGAUAAAGUUAAGAGUGGCUUACUGUAUGAUAGAGUAUGAAAUCUGUAAUAACAAGCAUAUAUUAAUAUCUUAAGGUGUAAUGAUUUCUUACCAAAAAUGUUAAAAAUGCAGUGAAACUGCAUAACAGUAUGCCUUGUAGAGAUAAUAAUAGAAUGUGCAGUGUUUGUAGGUGUGCUUUAGGGAAACGUUUGUUCCAGGUUGUACAUGGAGUGGCAAAGGAUCACUAAACAAUGGAAUGAAUAAAUAAAAUUUGAAUUACAUCA
Messenger RNA from Heteronotia binoei (common prickly gecko), 4026 nucleotides. It is a transcript of the gene GCLC, whose product is annotated as glutamate-cysteine ligase catalytic subunit. The transcript has 16 exons. Bases 344 to 2257 code for a protein of 637 amino acids. Gene Ontology annotation, cellular component: glutamate-cysteine ligase complex. Gene Ontology annotation, molecular function: glutamate-cysteine ligase activity. Lineage: Eukaryota; Metazoa; Chordata; Lepidosauria; Squamata; Gekkonidae. Gene Ontology annotation, biological process: glutathione biosynthetic process. The record is from RefSeq and is a predicted model, not a curated record.